Anopheles maculipalpis is the source of this 2061-nucleotide messenger RNA. RefSeq lists its product as uncharacterized. NCBI's taxonomy places the organism in Eukaryota, Metazoa, Arthropoda, Insecta, Diptera, Culicidae. Bases 1 to 2061 code for a protein of 686 amino acids. The record is from RefSeq and is a predicted model, not a curated record. Gene Ontology annotation, cellular component: membrane. The transcript is spliced from 5 exons. Gene Ontology annotation, molecular function: ligand-gated monoatomic ion channel activity.
AUGCCCCAGCUAUCGGAUCCUUCCGGCUUUGACUACUGUCAGGAUAUCAGUCCUCCGUACUUUGUCUUCAUCGCUUUGAUCCUCAAUCCAAUUUUCGAAGCAGCUAAAGAACCAAUUAUCAUCGACAUGGGACGGAUUCUUCAACCACUUUCACUGUGGUUAUUUUUGCUGACCAUAGUACACACUGGCAUUUCAUCGCCUACUGAGCAGGAUCAGCGUGUAGCAUCAGUACGAGAUCUUCUAGUGCAUCUGAGCCGCUCUCGACAGCUGCUCGUACUUACUUGCUGGUCACCGUCCGUACGUUAUGCCCUGUGGCAAACUACUAGCAAUGACCGUUUUGUUCGCUUUGCCCCAGUUGACAAGCGGCAUCUUCCCUGGCAUGAUCGUAAUCAGCAUCAAAUCGUAAUUGUAAUCGAUCUUUCCUGCCCCGGGACGGAUGUGUUGCUGAACAGUGCAAAUCAAUUGCUGUACUAUCGUGUCCGUUGGAUUGUACUUCAAAGCACACUUGAAGUGCGAACUGUUAAAGGGUGGAAAAGCUGUACCGAAUAUCGAUUGUUCAAUGAACUUCCGCUGUUGGUAAGCAAUGAGUUAUAUUAUUACUGCACUGAUCCCGUAACGGGCCGCCAUUUGGUGCGACAACAGUAUCGACUGUCGACUGAAAGCUCUCCACAACCGGUGUACGAAACGUUUGGCAUAUGGGAACCGCAUUCAGGAGUUCGCGUGGAAUCGUCUACCGUAAGGACUCCGGUAACAUCGAUCAGAAGGCAAAAUUUUCACCAGUUUCAAUUACGUGCCUCGCUGGUCAUUCUGCACAAUGAAACGCUCAACCAUCUGGAUGAUCUUCACGAUAAGCAUAUUGAUACGAUUUCCCGUGUGAACUAUCUGCUCACGAAAUCCGUCGCUCACGCACUGAAUGCGACGGUCAGGUUUAGCAUCGUAGACACGUGGGGAUAUCGAGAUCCGCAAACAGAUCGCUACAACGGAAUGGUCGGUGAGCUGCAAAGUGAUCUGGCCGAUCUGGGCGGAACGUCCAUGUUCUUCACGCAAGAUCGCAUCAAAGCGGUAGACUUCCUGUCGAUGACUGCUUCGACGCGAGCUAGCUUUGUGUUUCGGGCACCCAAACUAUCCUUCACCGACAACGUGUUUGUGCUGCCGUUCGAUCAGUACGUCUGGUAUUGUACGGUAAGCUUCAUUCUGCUGUCCGGACUGUUGCUGCUGGUGGUGCUGCGUACUGAGCGUCGGUACAAUGUAAGCUCCGGGGCGGAGGAUAACAACACCAACACCGUAACCGGCCUGUCCGACACGCUGCUGAACGUGUUCGGUACAACCUGCCAGCAGGGUUCGUUUAUUGAACCGAAAACGGCCCCAUCGCGAUGUCUCAUACUACUGUGUUUGGUGGUGCUGAUGUUCCUAUAUGCCAGCUAUUCGGCCAACAUUGUUGCACUGAUUCAAUCACCCUCGACGAAGAUACAAACGUUGGAAGACUUGUUGGCAUCGCGGUUAAAAACCGGCGCAGAAGAUACGGUCUACAAUCAGUACUACUUUCGGCACGAAACGGAACCCAUCCGUAAAGCGCUCUACGAACGCAAGAUGCGAAAUAAAGAUGGGACGGAAAAUUUUCUCCCACUAGCCCAGGGUGUUGAGCUCGUACGGCAAGGGCACUACGCGUUUCAUGUCGAAAAGGGUGUCUGCUACAAGCUCAUCAGCGAAACGUUUCAGGAGGAAGAAAAGUGUGGUCUACAGGAAGUGGAAUACCUGAAAGUAAUUGAACCGUACUAUGCGGUGCAAAAGAACAGCUCAUUCCGUGAACCGGUACGUAUUAAUCUGUUUAAGUUGCGCGAGUUUGGCAUACAGGGUCGGGAAAAUACCCUGCUAUACACCAAGAAGCCACGGUGCGUUGGUGGCAGUAGCUUCAUUCCGGUGUCGAUCGUUGAUGUUUGGCCCGCGCUGGUAACGCUUGGCUGGGGCUAUUUUCUCACACUAGCGAUGCUGAUCGGUGAACAGUUUUGGGUGCGUGUGCGUGAUCGGAUAUUGCCGGCCGAUGGGUACUUUCAGCAGUAG